Molecule: messenger RNA, 1590 nt
Organism: Diaporthe citri
Lineage: Eukaryota; Fungi; Ascomycota; Sordariomycetes; Diaporthales; Diaporthaceae
Exons: 4
Coding region: 1-1590 (529 amino acids)
Biological process (GO): cellular response to biotic stimulus
Source: RefSeq, a predicted model, not a curated record
AUGUCGAAACCACAGAGCACCAACGGCUCGGAGUCUGAGUUCGAGUUCAUUGAAACUCCCAAGGCUCCGACGCCCUCCUUCGAGAAGUUCGAGGAGUGUGGUGUGCGAACCACUUCGUACCCCGCCAUCAAGAACGCUCCCUUGCCCGCCGACGCCGCCGGUAACGACAGCUUCUCCCUGAUUGCCCUGGCCUUCGUGCUGGGCGUUCCUCCGUUCUGGCUGUCAUGGAAGGUCGGCGGUGGCAACAAGACCGCUCUCUUCUUCGCACUCUUCACCACCAUCCCCCUGCUGGCCGGUUUCUGGCUGGUCGUUUCCUCCGUCAGCCCUCGCAAGAACGAGAAGGCUCGCUAUCCCGGCCGUCCCGUGGAACACUACCUCACCUUCAAGAAGCCGGCCGACCAGGCCAAGUACCAUGGCAAGAACAAGAUUCCCAUGGAGACCUUCCACGAGAUGUACUUUGACGGCGACGUCGAGUUCAACGGUGACUGCCUCGAGAUCAUGGAGUACAGGCACGACUGGGCCAACUUCCGCUUCACCAUCAGCCUGAUCCGGUUCUUCCUCACUGGCAUGAUCCCCGAGAUGCUUAUGCACACCAGGUCCCAAGGCAAGUUCUACGAGGAGCAGGUUAGAGAUCACUAUGAUAGAGGGGAUGAUUUUUAUGCCUGGUUCUUGGGCCCCCGUAUGAUCUAUACCUCUGGAAUCAUCUCCGACAUCAACGCCGAGGAGAGCCUUGAGCAGCUCCAGGACAACAAGCUGGCUAUUGUGUGCGAGAAGAUCGGUCUCAAGCAGGGCGAGCGACUCCUGGAUAUUGGCUGCGGCUGGGGCACCCUUGCCCGCUUUGCCAGUGCCAACUACGGCGCGAAGGCUACCGGUGUCACGCUUGGUCGCAACCAGACUGCUUGGGGCAACAACGCCAUGCGCAAGGUCGGUGUCCCUGAGGAGCAGAGCAACAUCCUGUGCAUGGACUACAGAGAUAUCCCGGUCCCCGAGGGCGGCUACCACAAGAUCACCUGUCUGGAGAUGGCCGAACACGUCGGCGUUCGUCACUUCUCCAAGUUCCUGAAGCAGGUUCACGACAUGCUGGACGACGAUGGAGUCUUCUUCCUGCAGAUUGCUGGUCUCCGAAAGUCUUGGCAGUACGAGGACCUUAUCUGGGGCCUGUUCAUGAACAAAUACGUCUUCCCAGGUGCCGACGCUUCUACUCCCCUGGGCUGGUUCGUCGACAAGCUGGAGGGUGCUGGAUUCGAGAUCAAGCACAUCGAUACCAUUGGAGUGCACUACUCUGCUACGCUCUGGAGGUGGUACAGAAAUUGGAUGGCCAACAAGGACAAGGUCGAGGCAAAAUACGGCAGCAGGUGGUUCCGCACCUGGGAAUACUUCCUUGCAUACUCGACCAUCAUCUCCCGACAGGGCAGCGCCACGUGCUACCAAAUCACUCUCGUCAAGAACAUCAACUCUACCCAUCGCGUGGAGGGUAUCAACACCCAGUACGGCCUGGCUGGCGCUCUGGCCGCGGCCAAGUUUGACCUGAAGGGCUGGCAGGAGGCUAACGCCACCCUGUUCCCACAAGCCUCCACCCUCGGUCAGUAG